Molecule: messenger RNA, 170 nt
Organism: Amoebophrya sp. A25
Lineage: Eukaryota; Dinophyceae; Syndiniales; Amoebophryaceae
Source: the annotation of a GenBank genome assembly
CGAGCACCAUCUCAAACUUGAAGACAUUGGCGAAGACGACGAGCAUGACCUUGUUCGAAGUCAAGAGGUGCUAGACCGAAGCUUGGCAAGGGAGUUUGGCGCACAUCAAGGACAUCAGGAGUCUUAUAGAACAGCCCUCCACCAAGAGGAUGAGAACAAUGAGAGACGUC